GGUGGUGGUUUCCACCACCGGGAAUCCGGCAGAUUUCUCCAGGAAAGGCAGAGGUGAAGGGCGCAGUGUGUGGGUUCUGCUGCGGGUGACACCAGGCUUGUGUCCCAGCAGGACAAUCAGAGCAUCCCACCUUGCUUCCUGGGGCCAGCUGGGAAUAGCUGCUGCUGGCUUUGCCCACCAGCAUUGCUGAUGGAGCAGAAUAUUCCACCAGGCAGCAGAAAUGCUGUUCCCAGCUGGCGGGCUGAGGUCUGCCGCCUCCCUAGAGAUGCUGCCUGCCCAUGUCUCUGUAAAUCAUUCCUGCCCGAAGCCCAGGGGAGUGCUGGCUGGCACCUUGCUGCUGGGGCUUUGCUUUUUCCUCAUGCCCAGGGCCUCGAAGGCAAAUGGGUGCAUGUGAGCCCUGCUCUUGGCGAGGUGGGGGGAAACGGGGCAGGGGCAAAGCCCUUCAUUAAGAUGUUAUGCUGUGAAAUAACCCCAUGGCACUUCCCUGGCACCCGAGACCUUCGGGUUUGGCUCCAGGUGGUCUCCCCCGGUGGGACCUCGUCCUGGGGGGGGGAUGAGCUGGCGCAUGGUCUUGCUUCAUCCUGCAGCAGAAAAACCCAAACUUCUGCCCGUCCUCCCUCCCUUCCCCUUCCCCUCCUCUCCCUCCCGCUCCUCUCCCCUGCCGCCCCCCGCGGGCCGGCCCGGGCGGGGCCAGGCUGAGGCUCAGGCUCCCUCCCCCGCCGGGGAUCCUGCCGCCGCCGCCGCUUCUCGCCGGAGCUGGGGCCAGGCAGCGCCGCAGGAUGGACUUCCCUGACUCCGCAGGUCCUGCUGCCCUCCCCAAGCAUAUCCUGGACAUCUGGGUCAUCGUCUUGAUCAUCCUGGCCACCAUCCUUGUCAUGACGGCCCUGGUGCUCUGCCCUGCCACUGCUGUCAUCAUCUACCGCGUACGGACUCACCCCACACGCAAUGGCAUUGUGUGAGGCGGAGACGACGAGGGACAGCCAGCUUGCUGGGCAGGGGGCCAUGACUGUGAGACCCUGUGCCAGGGACCCUGCAGAGCCCAAUGGGGGACCUCGAGAGCUGGGGAGAGACGGGCAGGAGCCAGGGUGAGCCAGCACCCGGACACCUGCCCCUGUACCUGGCUCUCAUCAGGUGAACCCACUGCCUCCUAUUUACCCACCGAGCUCACGAGGACUGUUGGGGAGAUGGUGGCCUGGGCACCAGUGGGAAGACGUAUGACUUCACGGAUGUGUUCAACUAGAAACAACUUGCUCCCAUGAGGCAGGCAGGCUGGUCUCACUUUCACUGGCAACCCUGUCUCCUCCCAGGCAAGCAGCAAGGAGUGGAAAUGCCUGGCAAAGUUAUUUCUUUGUUGGAGUCCCGCCUGUUGGGGUGGUUGGGAAAGCAGGGGCAAAGCAAGAUGGAUGUGGCUUCUGGUUGUGCAUUCAGAGACUUGGCUAAAAGCAUUGGUGACAGAGCCUGUCCUGGCUGCACAGCAGGUGUGCAGCUGGCACUGGCUUCUCCUCUAUCAUAUGUCUGCUGUCACCCUAUGGGGUGCUCAGUUCCUCUGGGUCUUGUGGAGCAGAGGAGUGUGGGCAGCUCCUGCCUGCCUGCCUGCAUGCCAGCUGUGCUCAGUGCUCCUGCCGAUGGUGAGGGCCCUCACUGUUCGCCCAGUGCACCGGCCCCGGUGGGUGAGGCUGCAUGCCCCUCGCCUGGGCAGGCAAAGUGGGGGGAGCAGAGGAGUUCGUGCCCAGACAGUGGUAGGGACCAUGUAAGCUCUUAGAUUGCCCUUUGCUAUGAAAUAAAUGGACUUUAUUCGUGUAA
Messenger RNA from Grus americana (Whooping crane), 1803 nucleotides. It is a transcript of the gene SMIM3, whose product is annotated as small integral membrane protein 3. The transcript is spliced from 2 exons. The coding region runs from base 780 to 959 and encodes 59 amino acids. NCBI's taxonomy places the organism in Eukaryota, Metazoa, Chordata, Aves, Gruiformes, Gruidae. The record is from RefSeq and is a predicted model, not a curated record.